Molecule: messenger RNA, 1872 nt
Organism: Mollisia scopiformis
Lineage: Eukaryota; Fungi; Ascomycota; Leotiomycetes; Helotiales; Mollisiaceae
Product: DnaJ-domain-containing protein
Exons: 3
Coding region: 53-1672 (539 amino acids)
Cellular component (GO): cytoplasm
Molecular function (GO): nucleic acid binding; zinc ion binding
Source: RefSeq, a predicted model, not a curated record
CCCCGCCAACAUUUUCCAAGUGAGCAGCCCAUGGCAAGAAACAGCUGCCACGAUGGGUGCACAGCAAUCCUCGAGUCGCGACAGCAAUUCGCAAAACGGCGAGGGCGUAAAAAGAUGCUACUAUGAAGUACUAGGUAUUGAACGCAGUGCUUCAGAAGACGAAGUUAAGAAAGCCUAUAGAAGAAAAGCCCUGGAACUCCACCCUGACCGGAACUAUGGCAAUGUUGAAGCUGCUACAGCGAGUUUCGCAGAAGUCUCCGCCGCCUAUGAGGUCCUCUCAGAUCCCCAAGAAAGAGCUUGGUACGAUUCACAUCGAGAGUCCAUUUUACGAGGCGACGAUGGAACGAAUGAGGAAAGUUACGAGCAUAAUAUUCGAGUCACCAGCGCUUCGGAUAUUGUACGUUUGAUUGGCAAGUUCAACUCAAGUGUUUCUUUCACAGAUGGACCAAAUGGAUUCUAUGGAAGUCUACGAGAUAGAUUCGCGAAUCUGGCGAAGGAGGAAGAUGCGGCCUGCGACUGGGAGGGUCUGGAACCGGUGGACUAUCCCGAUUUUGGCAGCGCUGAAGACGAUUACGACGAUGUGGUGAAGCCAUUCUACAGGGUUUGGAUCAAUUUCUCGACCAAGAAGACCUUCUCGUGGAGAGAUGCGUACAGGGCUUCAGAUGCACCAGAUAGGGCCACCCGAAGACUUGUGGAGAAGGAGAACAAGAGAUUACGAGAGGAGGGCAUCCGAGAAUUCAACGACGCUGUUCGAUCGUUGGUAACCUUUGUGAGGAAGAGGGAUCCAAGAUACAUACCCAAUUCGCAAACGGAGGCAGACCGACAAAAGAUACUGCGUGAUGCUGCCUUAGCCCAAGCAGCAAAGUCACGAGCUGCUAACCAAGCCAAGAUUGAAAAACACGUUGUUCCGGACUGGGCACAGACUCGAGAGCCUGAAGCCGAGGAAACAUCAGAGUCUGAAGAAUCAGAGGUCGAGCAUAUUGAGUGUGUAGUUUGUGGAAAGACGUUCAAGAGCGAAAGGCAAUAUGAGACCCAUGAAAAGAGCAAGAAGCAUAUCAAAGCAGUGCAGCAACUGCAACGGGAGAUGCGGAAAGAGAACGACCUCCUGGACCUCAAUACAACAUCCCAGGAUACAUCGGCACCUGAUUCUGCUUUCGAAGAGCUAGACCUAGACACGAAGGGCAUUGUAGUAGAAGGCGAAAGUGCCACUUCUGUCUCAGACGAUAUUGAAGAUCAUCUCGAAGGACAUUCUCCAGAGAUCAGAAAUAGCGACUUAAACCAGGGAUCAGACGUGAAGGUUGAUCCUGUUGCGAAUGAAAUCUCAGAUUCUUCUGAAGCCGACGAUGAAUAUGCCUCUAGGAAGGAGGUCGAAAAACGAAUUGUCGGGACCCUCUCAGACGAAACUACUAAAGUGGACAUCUCAUCAGAUGCUACGCCCAUAGCUAGUGAUGUUGAUAGCCAACGCCUUGGUAAAGCAAAGUUAAAGAGAGCGAAGAAGAAAGCAAAGCAAGAGCAACUUGCACAAGAUCUCAAUGAGUUCAAAUGUGCAGCUUGCAAUGAGACUUUCCUUUCGAAAUCCAAGCUCUUCAAUCACAUCAAAGAAUUCGAUCAUGCCCAGCCUGUCCCCCAGGCUAUUCAAAAGGGUAGCAAGGGAAAGAAGGGGAAGCGGUGAGACUACUAUUGCAUGACAGAACAUGUUGUUAAUAGGGUUGAUUUCCACAUAGCGCGGAGUUGGGGGACAUCGGGCGAUUAUGGGACAUUAGAUUUUAUUGCUGGAGUUAUCGUAGAGGUUGUGUCGGAAUUUGCAUUAAACAAGUCCGCUUGAGAGCCUGUGCGAGUACAGCGAUUCUAGACCAAUAUCCUUUUCAACCC